Messenger RNA from Theileria parva strain Muguga, 648 nucleotides. RefSeq names its product RF-1 domain protein. NCBI's taxonomy places the organism in Eukaryota, Apicomplexa, Aconoidasida, Piroplasmida, Theileriidae. The coding region runs from base 1 to 648 and encodes 215 amino acids. The transcript has 2 exons. Gene Ontology annotation, biological process: translational termination. The record is from RefSeq and is a predicted model, not a curated record. Gene Ontology annotation, molecular function: translation release factor activity.
AUGAAAUUGCCUGUUUAUGGGAUUGUUUUGCUAUCCUUCUUGACUUCGAAUGGUUUUAUAACUAAUAAUCAUAGUCGAAUGCUUCCAUUUGUUCGUUAUUCUUCACCAUUCUCUCAUAGAAGAGCCGGUAUUUUUACUUACACACUGGAUUUAAGUUACAAACAUCUUAACAAAUCUGGAAGGUUGUAUUCACAUAAUUCUGGCUAUUACGAUAACACAAAAGACCAUAAGGAAUUGGAACUAAAGGCAUUAAGAAAUAAAGUGUUUGAAAUUUCUGAGCCAAACUCUAAAUUGGAAGAGAAAUACAUAAAAGCAAGUGGACCUGGAGGUCAAAAAAUCAAUAAAUCUGCAAUUUGUGUACAAUUAAACUACUCAAACCCCUCAGGAAGUAUUAAAAUCAACAUUAAGACUAAAAAGCACAGAACGUUAAUUUUGAAUCGCAUAGAAGCUACAGAAAUACUAAUCGCUAAACUUAAAGAGAUAAAAGACAAGGAAAUUAUGGAUGAAAAGCGGGAACAAUUUAAGGAGUCAAUGAGAAACAGAGAGCUGUCGGAGAAAUCAAAGUAUCGAAGAAUGGUUUACAAAAAGAACAGAUCUUUUAUAAAGAAAAUGAGAUCGACAGCUAAAAUACACGAAAGUGAAUAUUGA